AUGGUCUCAGCUGUGAUAGUGAUGUCAAACGAUCGAGUCCUGCCUCAUGACGUUACCACCAAGGAUGACCUCUUCUUUCACGUCACCUGCAAUUAUACUGCUUCUACACUCAACGAAGUCAGGCAAGGAAUCGUUGUCGGUGGUCCUUCACCUGUGGCGAUCGCAUCGAGCGAAGUUCAUCGUCGAAUUUCUUUGCAAAUCAUGAGGAAGGGCCGUCCAGUUGACAGCGUAUUCAUCGGGGAGACAUUGGUAGCUCGUGUUGAAAGCGACAUUUCUCCUGAUCGCCUGCGAAUUAUCGAGUGCACGGCGCAUCGUGUUGGCGGAAAUGGACCUCCAACCUCUGUUGGUUUGAUCGCGGAUGGGUGUGCUCUACUUCCUUCUUUGAUGGCUCCUAUGGUGAUGGGCGACAAUGGAUGGGAGUCAUCAUUAUCAGCGUUCCGCAUAGACGGAAGCGAACAGAUUGACGUCGUCUGCAUGGUGGCCGUUUGCCAAGAUGAAGCUUGUCCUCAG
Molecule: messenger RNA, 510 nt
Organism: Ostertagia ostertagi
Lineage: Eukaryota; Metazoa; Nematoda; Chromadorea; Rhabditida; Trichostrongylidae
Source: the annotation of a GenBank genome assembly